AUGAAUAAUCAGAAAAUUAUCAACAGUACUUACAUUACAAAAAAAAGAGUAUCUGCUGGAUCCUUUGGUGUUGUAUAUUAAGGAUAAGAUAUAAAUACAAGAAAUUUUGUAGCAAUAAAGAUAGAUAAAGAAAGUAAAGAAGAAUCAAGUUUAUAAAGAGAAGUAUUAAAAUUUCAAUUUUAGGCAGAAAUUUUAAGAAAACUUUAACAUUUAUAACAUAUACCCAAAUUUUAUUGGGCUGGAAAAGAAUAAGAUUUAUUUGUUCUAGUCAUACAAUAUUUAGGAAGAGAUUUAACUCAUUAUAUGAAGACUUUUAGAAAAUUUUCUUUAAAAUGUGUACUUAAUAUUGCUGAAUAGAUGAUUAACAUCUUAGAAAGCUUACAUAGAAAGUAUAUUAAUAACUUAAUUUAGUAAAGUGUUGCAUAGAGACAUAAAACCUGAAAAUGUUUUAGUUGGAAAAGAAGAUGAAGAAAAUUAAUUAUUUAUUGUAGAUUUUGGCAUAAGCAAAUUUUACAAAGAUGAAAAUGAAUCUCAUAUGUAUAUUUUAAUCCAAAAGCAUCUAGAUCCUUUAGAGAUAAUUAACCAUUUAUAGGAACAACUAGAUAUGCUAGCAUAAAUGCUCAUAAAGGCUAUUCCUUAAGUCGAAGAGAUGAUAUGGAAUCACUUGGCUAUAUGUUAAUAUUUCUACUUAAAGGUAUAAAGCAUAUUAAAUAUAAGGUUAAUUACCAUGGUAAAAUUUAUAAUUUACAUCAGAAGAGAAUAAAAUUAAGUAAGUUGGUUAGAUGAAAAUCAAAAUGAAAGUAAGUGAAUUAUGUCAAGGCCUACCUAUUGAAUUUACAAGAUAUUUAGAUUAUGUUAGAGGAUUAUAAUUCAAAUCAGAACCAAAUUAUAAAUAUUGUUAAUCUUUAUUUAAAAAAGUUUAGAUAGAACAUAAUUAUGUACCAAAAGAGUUAGUUNCACUAAUGAAGGAAUGGAUGAAUUAGAAUUCACUGAAGCUGGUGCAAAUAUAUAAGAUCUUAUCUCAGAAUAUUUAUAAUACUCAGAAAUUGAUAAUGAUGAAGAAUAGUAAGAAUGA
Molecule: messenger RNA, 1075 nt
Organism: Paramecium sonneborni
Lineage: Eukaryota; Ciliophora; Oligohymenophorea; Peniculida; Parameciidae
Source: the annotation of a GenBank genome assembly